UUGAGAUUAUCACUACCCCGAGCGAACACUCAUACGACCAACUCUGUACCAAUGUGAAGUCAAAACAGUUGAAAGUCUAAAGAAACGAGAUUGGUCGGGGGUUCACCAAAGUAGUUGGAAAACGGUGAGAGCUUUCGGGAUCUCGCGGUUCGUAUAGCGCUGCACCAAACGCUGGAGACUUGGUUCGUACUCGCCCAACACUGUUUCUAGAAUUCCCAUCGUAUGAUCGGACGCCAUUUUUGCACUUCCAAGACUGUAUUCAUUCUUCUUCAACACUACGUUCAGAAUUCAUUUUCAAAUUCUUAUUUCUUGUAAGAAUAUAAUAGUGGCGUAGGAGAGAUAAAUCGUAUCAGAUUCUUCGGCCAUGGCAGAAGAUGAAGCUCCUCUCGUAAUGUCGCCGCCAUCACCGAUCAUUACUUCCGCUGAAAUCGAUCUUGAAGCUGGUCCUUCUGAACAAAUUCAAUGCCGAAUUUGUCUCGAAUCUGACGGUCGGGAUUUUAUUGCUCCUUGCAAGUGCAAGGGUACAUCAAAAUAUGUUCACAGAGAAUGCUUGGAUCAAUGGCGUGCUGUGAGGGAGGGUUUCGCUUUUGCCCAUUGCACUACUUGCAAGGCCCCUUAUUAUUUGAGGGUCCAUGCUCUUGCAGACCGAAAAUGGCGGACUUUGAAGUUUCGGUUUUUCGUUACAAGAGAUAUCUUGUUUAUAUUUCUAGUUGUUCAGCUUAUUAUUGCCUCACUUGCAUAUUUAGUCUAUAUGGUUGAUGGCUAUCAAGGGUUCUGGAUUCAGCAUUCAUGGGGUUUCGAUAAUCACAUCAGUUUCUACUAUAUAUGCGGUGCACUUUUAUUUUUUGCUUUGCUCGGUUUAUCCGGUUGUUUCAUAACUUGUUAUGACAGAAGGGUGCGGAAUGAUUUGGCUCAACCUUGUCGAGAACUUUGUCUUUGUUGCUGCCAUCCUGGGCUAUGUGCAGACUGCCACGUACCUGGUACUAUUUGUAUGUGGACGGACUGUACUACAUGUGCCAGUACAGCUGGUGAAUGUGGGAGCUGCUUGGGAGGUGCUGGAGAAGCCGGGUUGCCAUUAAUGUUUAUAAUGGCUUUAAUUGUACUUGGAUUGUUUACAGUGAUUGGAAUUUUUUACAGUGUACUGGUGGCCACUAUGGUUGGGCAACGAAUUUGGCAACGCCACUAUCAUAUUCUUGCUAAAAGGAUGCUAACAAAGGAAUACGUAGUUGAGGAUGUAGAUGGUGAGAUGUCGGGAUCUGAAUGGACUCCCCCGCCUCUCCCAACAGAGCAUGUAGCACAGCUUAAAUCUUUGGGGCUUCUGUAAUUUAAUUUGCCGAACGCGCAGGUGCCAAAGCAUAGCGGUGCUCUUUGGGAAAAGCUUGACAUGUAACUUUGUUGGAUCCUAAGGUAAAUGAUCAAAUGGUCUGUCGUGGAAUCAAAUUCGGGUGAUGGUCUUCACCUGCUUUAUUUUUGUACAGGUACAAAAUCUGAUUACAUUCAUAUACCGAUUUAUAGUUUGUCAAUUGGCAUCAUUACUUAGCGCGCUUUAAUGUGCCGUAUCAUAUGUUUCCUUAUUGAGUCUCUAAAUUGUAUUCACAUAUUAGAGUUGCUCGUCUUGAGCUUUAAUGCCUUCUUUUCUAUCUUGUACUUUUAUUUACCGUGAUAAGUUGACGUUUAACAUCAUCCAAACAUUUGAAAAAAUAAGCUUAUUUUCAAAAACAAUUCCUAUUUCGUGAAAUUUUAAAUUUUAAAAUAAACGUUUUCAUGCCAAAGCUGAGGUUAGGUACUUUUUUGCUAUUACUAACAGCGAAUAAAUAAACUGGUCAAAAAAAAAUCAACUCCCUUUAUUCGCUAAUAUUAACAGCGAAUAAAAGGAAGAUAAUGUCAUAACGUUUGAAAGGAAAAAAAAGUUAAAUAUCAUGAUGUUGUCUUUCUUUUGUUCGUUGUUCAUUUUUUUCGCUGUUAGUAACAAUGAACAAAGUUAGUAAUUUUUUUCCCUGACCUUAAGUUCGGAUACGGCGAUUUUUAUUUUGAGCAUUAAAAGUUUUUGAAACUUAUUUUGGAAAUUAUUUUUUAAAAAAAUGAUUUUAUUUAAUUUUUCCAACAUCCAUAGUCAUUAAAUGUGCAAAGUUCUAUUUUUAUUAACCAAAUCUCGAAUCGGACCAUUCUAAAAUUGGAACGUAUUACUAAUAUCUAAUUAUUUUUAAAGCUUAUAUGAUCACUUUUUUGUAUAGCUUAUGUAAUAACUCUUAAGGCUUAUGUGAGCACUUUAAAAGGUUUAUGGGAUCUUUUUUGUUUUACUUUGUAAUUAUUUUUAAAGCUUAUGUGAUCACUUUUAAAGCAUAUUUGAUUUCUUUUAAUAUGAUCACUUUUAAAGCUUAUGGAGUGUGGUGGUGGUGGACUUGAAAAUUAAAAAUGAUCGCAUAUGCCUUAAAAGUGAUCACAUAGGCCUUUAAAGUAAUGUAAGACGCUAUCAUAUGCGAACAAAUUUAAAUUAUGUUUUACCCUAUAACAACUUGUUAAAAAUAGUAAGUGGCAAAUAGGGGUUGUUCCUACUGAGAUUAUGAUUAUUAGUUUUAAAGAUACUUUUAAAUUACCUUUUUUAUAGAAAAUAUGUAAAGUAAAAAGAUUAGGGGAAAUGAGUUAUUAGGGAUGGUCAUGGGUCCAGGACCCUGUAGGACCCGCCCCGGACCCGCCCCUUUUAUAAGGGUUUGGGUCUUAAUUUUUGAGACCCGUCGGAUCCGGGUCCGGGUCUGGAUUCAAAAACUUUUUUACGGGUCCGGGUCCGGGUCCUAAGGUGAAGACCCGGACCCUAAACUUUUAAAUUUUAAAUUUUAUAUUUUUGAAUUAUGAUAUUAAUAUAUUAUGAAUGGAUGGCGUGGGGCGUGGGCCAUUCUCAAU
This is a messenger RNA of Amaranthus tricolor (Joseph's coat), 2901 nucleotides long. RefSeq lists its product as uncharacterized. Bases 365 to 1324 code for a protein of 319 amino acids. The transcript is spliced from 7 exons. Lineage: Eukaryota; Viridiplantae; Streptophyta; Magnoliopsida; Caryophyllales; Amaranthaceae. Gene Ontology annotation, molecular function: zinc ion binding. The record is from RefSeq and is a predicted model, not a curated record.